AUGUACUCCGCGUUGAGAGUCUAUAUAUCACCUUUGAAGAAUGUGAGACGCACAUCGAUCUGGUGGAGAAAUCAAUACCUAUCCUCCUUCUGGGCGUCGCAUAAUGCUCGCUACUUUUCAGCAUCGAAGCCGGGCCACAAGCAGGAAACAGAUAGGAAUUGCAUCAGAAAGAUCUUUUACGCGUUCGAUCCCGUUGAAAACCAGUCAGCUUCAUCGGCACGAGCCUACUUCUCCUUUCUCGAUCCUCAAGCUGUCACCAACUCGCCCGAACUGCGACAUGCGAAUUGCAUUGUUCCGUCUAGCCUGAAAAUUCCAUGGGUUACAUCUUUCCCUGCCUCGCUGCAGUCCAAGUACUGGGCAGAGGCGGAAGAGGCUGCAAGAGAUUUGCUACGAACGAUCUUUGUCACGCCGUCGCGGAAUAUCUCUGAGAAGUACAUCGAAGCUGUGAUCGACGCGGCUGUGUCAUUGACUGUGAAUGUCGCCCCAACAGGAAGUUUAUCGAGAACGAGAGCUCUGGCGAGGGCUUAUGUACUCAUAUUCAUACAUGAUGACGCUGUUGAGUCGGGAAAUCAGUUCGAUGCAACCAUUCCGAAUACUUAUAACAAUAAUGAGCGACAUACUCAUACCGGAUUUGAUAUGGUAGCCCAGGAGGUCAUGUCUGAAGAUGCUGUGCAAGGCAGGAGAUUUCUGGAUGGUAUGAUAUCGUGGGGAUCUCUGCCACAGACUAUACAACCCAGCACAGCCUUCCCGACACUCAUGGACUACAUGAAGCACCGGAUAGAGGAUGUGGGAGCUUACCCCGUCUUUCGCAGCGUGGAAUUCGCCUCAAAUAUCUCCAUCACAGAUCAAGAUGAACAAGCUCUUGAACGCCUGAGCUCCCUCUGCGCGAAACAUUUUGCAUUAGCCAACGAUCUAUACUCGCACCCUAAGGAAGUCAUCGCCGAAAAGGAGCACGGGGAACCUCUUCUCAACGCUGUCAGGGUCCUACAAGAUUUGAUCGGUGUUUCCUCUUCUUUGGCCAAGUCGAUAUUGCGUAGUAUCAUAUUGGAUACCGAGCGGCAGAUGAGCGAGGAAUAUGAGUCUCUUCUCAACGCAAAGAGUACGACAGCAACACAGUUGGUCUACGCUCGGGGAUUGAUCAUCGCUGUAGCAGGGAACAUGUUCUACUCGGCUACGAGCUAUCGUUAUGCUAAAGCCGUUGAUGGAUCCAGGCUGGUAUAA
Aspergillus thermomutatus is the source of this 1221-nucleotide messenger RNA. RefSeq lists its product as uncharacterized. The coding region runs from base 1 to 1221 and encodes 406 amino acids. Lineage: Eukaryota; Fungi; Ascomycota; Eurotiomycetes; Eurotiales; Aspergillaceae. The record is from RefSeq and is a predicted model, not a curated record. The transcript is spliced from 4 exons.